AUGCCGGCCGCGACCGUCGUCGGGGCCGCCCACAACAACACAAUGCCGUACGGGUUCGAGCCUGUGGGCGAGCCCACGAAGCUGGACGAGAAGGGGAACGCGGAGGUCGCGAACUCGCGUGCGAACCCAGCGUCGCACGUCCGCAAGAUGGGGCAGGCCAUCGGCGACGCGUGGCGCUCGCUGGGCUCGGACGGCGUAGACCCAGCGGUGAAGCACGCCAUGGCGCAGCCGAUCAAGGAGGCCGUUGAGGGCAAGCAGGCCCCCAAGUCGCAAGAGCCCGAGCUCCCGAAGGUGUCGCCCCAGGAAAACAACGUGUAA
Molecule: messenger RNA, 318 nt
Organism: Pedinophyceae sp. YPF-701
Lineage: Eukaryota; Viridiplantae; Chlorophyta; Pedinophyceae
Source: the annotation of a GenBank genome assembly